Messenger RNA from Babjeviella inositovora NRRL Y-12698, 706 nucleotides. It is a transcript of the gene MRPL6, whose product is annotated as mitochondrial 54S ribosomal protein uL6m. Bases 62 to 631 code for a protein of 189 amino acids. Gene Ontology annotation, biological process: translation. Lineage: Eukaryota; Fungi; Ascomycota; Pichiomycetes; Serinales. The record is from RefSeq and is a predicted model, not a curated record. Gene Ontology annotation, molecular function: structural constituent of ribosome; rRNA binding. Gene Ontology annotation, cellular component: mitochondrial large ribosomal subunit; ribosome. The transcript has a single exon.
CGCCCGUGGGUUUUCCACGUCCAGUGUUGUCCUCUCCUCCACCGGGCGCAAGCCGGUCUACAUGUUUCCCGGUAUGAGCUGCACCGUGCAAGACUUGACCCAGCCAAAGACUACCCGACUUGGCAAGGAGUCGCUUACUUUGUCAAAAAAGGUGACAAUUAAAGGCCCAAGGGGCGAAUUGUCGCUUAUCGGACCGGAUUUCUUGAAGGUCGAGGUCGAGGACUCUGUCAUCCGUGUCAGUGUCCAGGAUGAGGACAUUAAAACACAAAAGACCUUCUGGGGAACCUUCAGAAAGCUCAUAUCCAACAACACCGUGGGCUGUUUUGAGGGUCACAAGUCGAUGUUGAAAUUGGUCGGGACCGGCUACAGAGCGUUUUUGGAGGAGAAGGACGGUAAGCCGUGGGUCGUGUUGAAGGUGGGUGCCUCCAUCAACCAGGGCUUGCCCGUGCCUGAGGGUGUCGUUGCCACCGUUCCAGUACCGAACAGAGUCUUCCUUGAGGGAAAUGACCUCCAGGUUGUGAAACAGUACGCGGCCAAGUUGAGAGCGUUCAGAAAGCCUGAGCCGUACAAGGGGAAGGGGAUCUACGUUGAUGACGAAACCAUCAAGAUCAAGGACAAGAAGGUGAAAUAGUUGAGCUAUUCAAGCAUUCUGUAUAUAGGUACAAACAAGACGUACACGAAAGAAAUGUAGGAGCUCCCAAAAUGC